AUGGUUGCUUUGACAAAAUUAUUAUUACCCAAAAAUACAAGUGUUGUAAUAUCAAACUCUCCAAUUUACCUUUCUCGUAGUAGCAUAGUUUUUAAGUUAUUUGUUCGAGAAAACUUGUUUUACACCAUGGAGAAGGGACUAUUAGAUGAAUUUUCUCAACAUGGUCAAGUUAUUGAAGCUAAAUUAGUGACAGAUAAAUUUUCAGAGAGAUCCAAAGAUUUUGGAUUUUUCACCUAUGCAUCUGAAGAUAAAGCGGAGAAGGCGUUGCAAGAAAUAAAUGGCAAGCCUCUCAAUGGACGUGUUGUCUUUGUGGACUAUGCAAAAUCUAAAACUGAUAGUGGUGUUAUGCCAAGAGCUCAAGGUCCCCCCAAACCACCAGUAGAACAAUGA
Messenger RNA from Capsicum annuum, 390 nucleotides. Its product is annotated as small RNA-binding protein 11, chloroplastic-like. Gene Ontology annotation, molecular function: RNA binding. Bases 1 to 390 code for a protein of 129 amino acids. The record is from RefSeq and is a predicted model, not a curated record. Lineage: Eukaryota; Viridiplantae; Streptophyta; Magnoliopsida; Solanales; Solanaceae. The transcript has a single exon.